Molecule: messenger RNA, 3414 nt
Organism: Suillus fuscotomentosus
Lineage: Eukaryota; Fungi; Basidiomycota; Agaricomycetes; Boletales; Suillaceae
Exons: 17
Coding region: 1-3414 (1137 amino acids)
Source: RefSeq, a predicted model, not a curated record
AUGUCAAUAUUCGAGCCUAAAGUAGUCCUCAACCUCCUCAAAAACUCGGCAGCCGUCUCGCCUAUCGAUAAAAGUGCCUUUGAGAAAAGCUGGACUGUAAACGUCGAGAAACGAGUCAGCAUAUGGAAAGAGUCCCGUAACCAUAAGACCCACCCACGUCCAGAGUUUCAGUUGAGGUGGGAGGCUGAGGUCGUCGAAUACGUGCAGUGCCUAUGGGAAAAGAGUCGACCUCGAUCAAAGAAAAUCGAGCCUACACAUAAGUUAGGCCUCAAUAUCCCAUUGCUCGGGCCUCGAUUCGUGCCCCCGUCUUACAUACAUAUUCAAAAGCGCUCGGGACUCGGACAUCAAGACAUAGAGCCAGUAACACAGUACAUCAAACCCUUCAAUGUCAUUCACCCGUUCUACUACCCACAGCUUGCCACCUGUCCUCGAUGCGGCUCUGACAAGGAGACCACCUGGGAAGGGUGGACAAGCACGGGGCCGCGCGAACUCCAUGGUCUUAUCUGCGAAGAGACAGCACUCGGCGCCCAACUCCGAUGCAAUACAUGCAAGGAAUCAACAAAGAUGAAGAAGGCAACCGACAAGAACAUACCUGGAGAUGCCGAAGAUGUCCAAGCGCAUCAACCAGCCAACUUGGAGGGCUACUGUUUUGCAACGACGAGCGCUGCAUACUGGAGUUCAUGGGAGCACUGGCAGAUUCCUCGCAACAUCCCAAUCUUUUUCUAUCGCUGUGCCCUAACACGUGAUCUCUUCGACUUGCUGGUGGAGAUGCGCCCGUCAACAACCUCUGCAGGGCUGGAAGAAAGAGUCAGACUGUUUCAGAUACAGCCCACCUGCAAUGCAAAUAGCAGACUUACCGACUAUUUCUCUGGUAGUAAGAGCGCUGUGAAGACACUCCAGGCAUUCUCGAGCGCCAGCGACCCGCUUGCAUAUGCUGACAAAUCGAUUUCGGGUGAGAUUAUCACAGAAGUCUUCCUAGACUUCUGCGCAUGCACAAGGCAAAAGGAGAGUGGAGAAUACCUGAAGACUUUAUCAGCCAUAUGCGGCUCACUCGACAACACGUUCAAAGCAGCAAGUAAGGCCACACUUACCGACAAGGACCGCCAGAAGUCUAGGGAGCUGAAAGGCGGGAUAUUGAGUGUUUUGAAUGAGGACAAUCAGAUCAUUUCAUGGCGCUUUUGCCAGAUGCGCACGAACGCAGAGAUAACUGAACUCCUUCAAGGUCUUAAGCACCGCCACGACAUUCUAAACGUCCCCCAGCCAAAGAUGAUGGUCGCUGAUAAUUGCUGCCAAGUUCGAAAUGCAGUGACCUCUGCAAUGCCGGAGACAGAUUCAAAGCUCGAUGUUUGGCACUUUAGUGCGAGAUACAUCGCUGUCAUGCUCCAAUCGAGCAAAAGUCCUUAUCGAGGCGCUGUCGCUGCUGACAUCACAGGCGCCAUUCUCAAGACGCAUGCCGAGAAAGGUCAGCCUGCGCGAUACGGGGACCGAGCAGAGCAGGAACGGAGGCUUAUGGUGGCAUUCAGCAAAUGGGCAGACAAAGGUGUUUGGUCAGCUGCAGCGCAGAAAGUUCACCAAGAACAGUUGAAACAUGUCCGCAGAGGGUGCCUCGAGCGCAGCGUCCAAGGCAUCAGAGCUGAUGGGAGUCGCAUUGAGGGAUCCCACAAAGGGUGGAAUUCCCUUCAGCGAGCACAGCCAAGCGGUGUGACGAUGCUCGCUGCCCUCGGCCAUGAUUUUGUCCUCCGUCGCAACGUGCGAGUGGCUUUCAGCAGGCCCGAACUCACGCCAUUCCUCAAGUUCGCCAACGGUUCACAUCACCUCCGACUCUGUGACUACAUAGCGAGGCUUCACAACACGCUCCAGCAAAAAACUACUGACUCUCAGCUGCAGCUUCUUCCUGAGCUUGGUGACAUCGACUCAGGCGAGACUUUUGGGUUAGUUAUGUCAGAUCAUGUAGCGACAUUCGGUGGUCUUUUGAUCAAGGAGGAGAACAUUGAGAAGGGCCUACUUGACUCCUUUGAUUCGUCUGUUGACUCCACCACAGGUGAGGAAGUCGACCUUGCGUUUCUUGCCAGUCGGAAUGUCAUCAUCAACGAGUGGCAAAUCGACCCCGCCCUUCUUACACUCCCAGCUGAAACUUCAAGACCAAUGAAACCUUCAGCACCAAAGAGAAAGGCUGUCUGCAUCUCGUUGGACUCGGACGAUGAAGGGGAUGCCAGCGGCGGCACCAUCAAAAAACUACGAACCUUAGCAUUGCCCAGCACAGAAGUUCCUAGCAUGGCCCCAGGUACUGGACGACUCGAUGCGUACUUUCCUUCUGUGCAAGACCAUCAACGGUGCAGCACACGAAAGCUCCCUCCCGAAUUCUCGCAGGAUCGCCCAGUGGUUGCCAGCACUGCUAUCACACCCGACCAAGGGGAUUGCCAGGUGAUUCCUGGGGCUACCACAGAGGAUUGCUCCAGCGCUGGGAUUAGCAAUGCAAUUACCCCCAGCGCUGGGAUUAGCAAUGCAAUCACCCCCAGCACUGGAGUCACCAGCGAUCACCCAGUGAUUCCUGGGGCUACUGCAGAGGAUCGCCCAGUGGUUGCCAGCACUGCUAUCACACCCAACCAAGAGGAUUGCCAGGUGAUUCCUGGGGCUACCACAGAGGAUUGCCCAGUGCUUGGCAGCACUGGCAUCAAUAACUCGAUGGCUAUCGCGGCAGGCCAGACCCGGUCUCAGCGCCUGUUCUCCAUUUCCACAGGUAUUGAUCCUCACUCGCUCACCUUCCAAAAUUCGGACGAGUUCUAUCUAUUUAUGGAAAUGCGGGCUGAGUUCAAAUGGCUGUCAUAUCAAAUGACUUCAAAGCGCUGGGUGCUGGCGACAGAAGAGUACAACCGCCGUCUCAUCAAGAAAAAGGGCCAGUCAGUCGUCCAGAAGAACCCACAAGCCCUCCUACGUGCGCUGGGUGACAUCGAGCCGAAGCUGAUGAGCAAAAUCACCAAGAAUGACUAUACCUCACGCAAAAACAGAAGAGCCAGGCAGAAAGGACCCGAGAACUCGCCCCUCAACCACAAGAAGGGGUAUUGCGCAGAUGGUGUCAAGCAGUCCUCCAAGGCUGCCGGCGAGGAACUGCCUCCCUGGCCUCAGCCACGAGGAAUCUUCUCUGAGGGCCGAACAUUCCACCCUCACGUGUUCCUGUCGACGGUCCAGCGCGUCUACGAGCACGUCUUCAUGCAGGGACCAGGAGAGACGGACCUGCUCGAGACCGAAGCAUUUUCGAAGCUGCUGAUUUCACGCACCGAGGUUCACGAGUCGGAUAACAUGGUGCUUUUUCGACUGUUCAAGGGUUUCGUCACUGACCCAACCACUCCCCGCGACCGGAUUGUCUCUCGCAACGGUGAGGAGUGGCUGAGGAUUAACUACCUGCAGCAGUAA